Pseudozyma flocculosa PF-1 is the source of this 1752-nucleotide messenger RNA. RefSeq lists its product as uncharacterized. Gene Ontology annotation, cellular component: cytosol; nucleus. The record is from RefSeq and is a predicted model, not a curated record. Bases 1 to 1752 code for a protein of 583 amino acids. Lineage: Eukaryota; Fungi; Basidiomycota; Ustilaginomycetes; Ustilaginales; Ustilaginaceae. Gene Ontology annotation, molecular function: mRNA binding; RNA 7-methylguanosine cap binding. The transcript has 2 exons.
AUGGCUAGCGUCACCCUCGACUACGGCGCAGCCUCCGACGCCGCUUCCUCUUCCGCUCAGCAAGCUGAUCCGAUGGCCAUCGAGGAUGAGAACAUGGCUGACGGGAACCGCGACAGGCAGGCAAAGCUCUACGCCGUCCCCAGGGAGGAAGGUAUCGACGCGGGUGCACGGAGAGGACCAAGCCCGCUGUCCAGAGAGGAGCACAUGGCGCUGGACGACGCAAAACUUGUCGGCGUGGAAGAGCCCAGCGAGGUCCCAUCACCACCUCCCGUCGAGGGCGGCAGCGACGUUCGCCUGGAUACGCUGCUGAUCGAGGGCCUGCCCAUCACGCAGAUGUCGACCUCGCGGCUGUUCGCUUACGUCGCUCACUUCGGCGCACAGCCCCUGGGCCUCGAGUGGGUCGACGAUGAGCGCUGCAACAUCGUCUUCCCCACCGAAGAGGCGGCCCGCAUCGCCCUCGAGUACCUCUGCCCCGCCACCGACAUGUCGACGGAGCCGCUGAUCCCGCUGCCGAACCUCCAGACGAUCCUCGAGACUUCGGACGAGGAGUGGGACCCCGAGGUCAUUUCAUCGCUCGUUGCGCCGCGGAAGGCGCAUCGGAUGCCUGGCAAGCUGUACACCUCGAUCGAAAGGCAGGCCGCGAGGGCACAACUGGCCGACCAAUCCUCCAGCACCAAUGGCGCCUCGACCCUGCCAGACGACGUGCCGGAGAUUUACCGCGAGAUGGAGGAGGCGGAUCGGCGGCAACAUCGGGAGAAGCCCGAAUACGUGGCGCUCGCCAAGCUUCGCUCGGCGCUCUACGUGCGGCACGCGGUCAAGGAUUGGGAUGUCAAGCCGUCUCGGGCGGCCAGCCGGAGUCAGUGGUACAAGGAGCACGGGCAGGAGGCUGGCAAGGAGAUCGUCCCGCGACUGCUCGACGUUGGCGAGGUCAGCGACGCAGUCGAGCUCUUCCCAAGCACGAGCUCCAAGAACAGGGCCUUUGGAUCGGCCGGCCUGCCCGCAAGACCCCACGGCGCUGCAACGGAAGCCGACUCCGAGCCGAGGCGAGGACGGGGCCCAUCGGAUCGCAGGGCGGUCAUGGACGAGCUGGACUCCGAGCUCGACGCGCACCUCGCCUCGCGGCAAGCCGGCGGAGCGCUCCACGAGCAGAAGCUGGAAGGGCAGAUGAUGGCCGACCUGGUCGAGGACGGCGCUGGAACCGCCAGUGCCGGUGGCGACCUCUUCGACAGGCUCAAGGACGGCAGGGGUCGGGGCCGGCCAUCGGGAUCGUCGGCGACGAGGUGGGGCCACGACGACUUUGAACGGCAAGCUUUGGACAAGCCGCGGCGCAGGGGUGGCAGGGGCGAACGAGGCAGUGACGGACGUGGAGCGAGGGACGCCCUGGAUGCCGACCUCGACGGCAUGUUUGACGCUCGGGAGCGCCGGCGGUCGGCAUCUCCGGUGCCGCGCGGCAGCGGCGGUGGCGAUGGAGGACGGGUCAAGAUCAAGGGCAGAGGUCGGAUGAAGGCGCCGGGUGGCGGUUCUAUGGCAUGGGGAGGGCAAGGUGAGGGCGACGACGAGCAGUGGGCCGACUACGGAACCGAGCGGUACGGCGAGGCGAGAAAGGACAGACGACGUCGGGGCGCAGAAGCCAGCCACGCUUCGGGCGAUCUGGCUGCGAGGCUGGGCGCGGCCCAGUCCGAGCGCGGCGACCUGAUGAGCAGGCUGGGGGAUGCGGCUGGCCAGAGGAGCCUGGCGGAUCGCUUCAGUUGA